Messenger RNA from Acanthochromis polyacanthus (spiny chromis), 2345 nucleotides. RefSeq names its product endothelin-1 receptor-like. The transcript is spliced from 7 exons. Gene Ontology annotation, cellular component: membrane. Gene Ontology annotation, biological process: regulation of blood pressure; enteric nervous system development; vasoconstriction. The annotation marks the transcript as partial. Lineage: Eukaryota; Metazoa; Chordata; Actinopteri; Pomacentridae. The record is from RefSeq and is a predicted model, not a curated record. Gene Ontology annotation, molecular function: endothelin receptor activity.
AAACCGGAUCUAAAGGCUCUGUCUCAGUCCUCCAACCGGACCCGGGAGGUCCAGGUCCAACAGAUACCGCCCACCUGCCUGAAGUCCACGUCCAUCCACACCUUCUUCAAGUACAUCAACACGGUUCUGUCCUGCCUGAUCUUUGCCGUGGGGAUCGUCGGGAACGCCACGCUGCUCCGGAUCAUCUGCCAGAACAGAACCAUGAGGAACGGACCCAACGCCCUGAUCGCCAGCCUGGCGCUGGGAGACCUGAUCUACAUCGCCAUCGACAUCCCCAUCAACGUCUACAAGCUCUUGGCAAUGCAGUGGCCGUUUGCCGACAGUCUGUUCGGUCUGUUCCUCUGUAAACUGUUUCCGUUCCUGCAGAAAGCUUCAGUCGGCAUCACAGUUCUCAACCUGUGUGCUCUGAGUGUGGACAGGUACCGGGCCGUGGCGUCCUGGUCUCGGAUCCAGGGGACAGGCGUUCCCACGGUAACGGCGCUGGAGAUCGUGGUGAUCUGGCUGCUGUCGGUGUUUCUGGCCAUCCCCGAGGCCGUCGGCUUCGACAUGGUGAACUUCGAGUACAGGAACGUCACCAUGAGAACCUGCAUGCUGCAGCCCACAACACCCUUCAUGAAAUUCUACCGCGAUGCCAAGGACUGGUGGCUGUUUGGGUUCUACUUCUGCGUUCCCCUGCUCUGUUCUGCCGUGUUUUACGGUCUGAUGACCUUUGAGAUGCUGCGACACCAGAAGGGCAGCCUGAGGAUCUCUCUGAGCGAACACCUGAAGCAGCGUAGAGAAGUGGCCAAAGCUGUGUUCUGCCUGGUUCUGAUCUUCGCUCUGUGCUGGUUCCCUCUUCAUCUGAGCCGCCUGCUGAAGAGGACGGUCUACAGUUCCCACGACGCUCACCGCUGUGAGCUGCUCAAUUUUCUGUUGGUACUCGACUACUUCAGCAACAACAUGGCGACCAUCAACUCCUGCAUCAAUCCCAUAAUCCUCUUCUUUGUCUCCAAGAAGUUCAAAAACUGCUUCAAGUCUUGCCUGUGCUGCUGGUGUUAUUCUGGUUCUCUGUCCAACAGUCUGCUUCCCCUCCACCAUGGAACCAGUCUACAGUACAAACACACCGAACACUGAGCCGCUCCAGGAGUUAGUCUGCACCAUUUAGCCUGUAUUAUACUGUAUUUAUUCUGGAGAAAUGUUCCACUUUUAUCACAGGUUCACGUCCGAUGUGCGAAACAGUCACUCUGUUUGGGUCAGAACUCACUGAAUAAAGACAUUUUUAUGUGACCACCAUGGACAGAUCAAUGAACAACACAAAUAUACUGAACUUUAACCCAGACAGAAACACAAAAUGACCACGAAGAGACACAAAACGACCACAAACAGACACAAAAUGACCACAGACACAAAAUAACCAGAAACAGACACAAAAUGACCACAAACGGAUACAAAAUGACCACAAACGGAUACAAAAUAACCAGAAACAGACACAAAAUGACCACAAACAGACACAAAAUGACCACAAACGGAUACAAAAUGACCACAAACGGAUACAAAAUAACCAGAAACAGACACAAAAUGACCACAAACAGACACAAAAUGACCACAAACGGAUACAAAAUGACCACAAACAGACACAAAAUGACCACAAAGAGACACAAAAUGACCACAAACAGACACAAAAUGACCACGAGAACUUGUAAAACAACCAAAAUGAGACACACAAUGAUUGAAAUUCCAAUGCAAACAACCACAAAGAAACAGAAUCACACACAAAAUAACAUAAAUGACAGAAAAUGUCCUCAAAGACAAGAAAAAGACAUACAAUCAACAGGAAGCUCACAAAGAAACACAAAAUGGCAACUAAGACACAAAAAGACACAAAUGAGACACAAAAUGAUUGAAAUUUCAAUUAAAAUUAACUUUGAACAACCACAAAGAGCAGCAAACAAAUGCAAAACAACGAUGAAAAGGUGGAAAACAAUCCAAAAAAAAGAUCAAAUGUGGACAAAAAGACAUUAGAUCAACAGAAAGAUCACAAAGAGACACAAAAUGGCAACUAAGAGACAUAAAAAGACUCAAAUGAAACACAAAGUGGCCAAAUUGGAACCAAAAACGACUACAAAAGUUCUUUCUGGUCCGUCCAUGGUGAGUCCAGAGACUGAAACAGAACCAGUUCAGUGUGGAGGAACCUGAUUGGUUGAACUGGAGCUGUGGUCCAAUCAGAGAGUUGCUCACUUCAGGUCAUUGAUUGUAUUUAUUUCCAUGUUUUAUGUAUUAAAUGUUCCAGUGGAUGCAGGUAUACUUUCAGCUGAUUUAUUGUAUUGAAUUAAAUGUAUAUUUCUCAAUAAAACUAUAUUCUCUGA